AUGUCCGCAUUGUCUGACGAACCGGAAAUUAUCAAGCUAAACCCCAAGACGCUCACUCGGGACGAGGUUAUGGAAGAAAUGCAGCCCAUUCUCCUGCGUCUCAACGACUACGAAUGGACUACAGAACUGGCUGCCGACAUCGCAGCGGUCCUAACUCCCCAAAAGCUCAAGGUGAUGCCGCGCCGGGCCAAGGCCUCGUUUACAGAAUGGAUCUACCAGCAGGAGGACAAGAAGUACAUCCAGUGGCUGGAGAAUGCCUCAGACGACCUGAUCUCAAUCACGUGGAAUGAGAUGAAGCGUAUUCCCGGCGCCAAGAUCUGGUCGCAGGGGCAUCCCAUCGCUUCCGCCUUAGAUCAGUUAGUGAAGGCGGCGGACGAAUUCAGCCCCGAGCAGAAGGACUUCGUCCAGGCUCGGGUUACGGAGAUCAGGGGUUACAUCCAGUGCGAGAAGGAGCGUGAGCCCCAGGAAGUCGAGCAGUUCACGGCUACUGUGCUGAAGGCAAUCGAGAAGACGGAGGCCACGAUCAUAGACCGUCUCGGCGGUGUUCAUGGCGAGAUGCGGUAA
Molecule: messenger RNA, 564 nt
Organism: Trichoderma citrinoviride
Lineage: Eukaryota; Fungi; Ascomycota; Sordariomycetes; Hypocreales; Hypocreaceae
Exons: 1
Coding region: 1-564 (187 amino acids)
Source: RefSeq, a predicted model, not a curated record